GUCGGCCAGCAGUGCGUCAUCAGGAUCAGCAGCGUGUGACGAGUUUUGCCUUGACCGGACUGGAUCAGGACAGCGAAGAUGGUGCGAGUGACGCUCAAGAACUUGCAGCAAAAGACGUUCACCCUCGAACUCGAGCCGAGUCAGACGAUCCUCGAUCUCAAGCAGAAAAUUGAGAGCGAUCAAGGCCAUGCCGUCGCUCUUCAGAAGAUCAUCUUCUCCGGCAAGGUGCUCGCAGAUGACAAGACGAUUGGUGAUUGCAACAUCAAGGAGAAGGAUUUCAUGGUUCUCAUGGUCAACAAGCCAAAAGCAAGCGCUGCGCCUGCUGUAGCGAACCUGCCAGCCGCAAGUGCGCCCGCCGCGUCAGCCAGCGCGCCAGCUCCCACCGCCACGCCCGCCACAGCGACGCCUGCAUCUGCUGCCGCGCCGGAGCCAACAGCAGCAGCGAGUACAGCGUCUGCUCCUGCUACGCCUGCUGCUACUGCAUCAGCAGACGCAACCACUGCAAGCGCAGAAACAGCGCCAGCCGCGUCAGACGAUCCUACUGCUUUCCUUACUGGCGCAAGACUCGAGGCGUCCAUCGCAGAGAUGGUCAGCAUGGGAUUCCCCAGAGAAGACUGCCAGAGAGCUAUGCGUGCGAGCUAUAACAAUCCUCAUCGCGCCGUCGAAUACCUCAUGAACGGCAUUCCAGCUGAAGCGCAGACCGCACCUCCUCGCGCUGUUCCUGCUGCUACCACGGGCGCAACGCCUGCAGCAGCGACGACGACGACAGAAACGGCAGCGACACCUGCAGCUCCUGUGCCCGCGCCCACGACCGGGCAGCCAAUGAAUCUGUUCGAUGCCGCUCGACAGGCCGCUCAGAAUCCCGCACCAGCUGCUGCAACCGGUGGUGCCGCGCGGCCAGGCGCAACUGAAGCGGGACUAGAUGCACUACGCCGCGAGCCCGCUUUUGAGCAAUUGCGUACGCUCGUCCAGCAAAAUCCGGCACUAUUACAGCCCUUCUUACAACAACUCGCACAGACCAACCCACGCUUGCUCGGCAUCAUUCAACAGAACCAAGAAGCCUUUUUGCAGUUCCUGGGUGAAGGCGCAGAGGGAGAGGGAGACUUCGGGUUUGAGGGAGAUGACGGCCAGGAGGGUAUGCAGCACGUUCAAGUUAGCGCAGAUGAGGCACAGGCGAUCGAUAGACUCUGCGAGCUCGGCUUCGAUCGUCAAAACGUCAUUCAGGCUUUCCUGGCCUGUGAUCGCAAUGAAGAGAUGGCGGCAAACUUUCUCUUUGAGAAUCAAGGUGAUGACUGAUCACAAUGACAUGACUGUUCUGCGUCUGCUCAAUGCAUGUCGCGUACGUACAGCUGGGGCAUCGUCGCAAAGUAUACGCGAGGAUAAGUGCACGUCUGUCAAGUCUGCAUCUAUUGAGGCUUAUGUUCAGCUACCGUAUCACUCAUCUUUGGUUUGCUCAGUGGCAGGCGCGAGAGCUGCUGCAGUCGCCACACGGACAAGAACGGCAUCUCUAACCUCUACAGCGCCUGGAGACCCAAUACGCAUCUUGAGGCAUUGUUAGCGAGCCCUUGAUCGAUGUAUACUGAAAUCAGCGAGAGCUCGAGCCAUCUCCAGCUGAGAGUCGAUAGCAUGAGCACUGCCCGGCGG
Messenger RNA from Mixia osmundae IAM 14324, 1644 nucleotides. RefSeq lists its product as uncharacterized. Gene Ontology annotation, biological process: nucleotide-excision repair; proteasome-mediated ubiquitin-dependent protein catabolic process. The record is from RefSeq and is a predicted model, not a curated record. Bases 79 to 1296 code for a protein of 405 amino acids. Lineage: Eukaryota; Fungi; Basidiomycota; Mixiomycetes; Mixiales; Mixiaceae. The transcript is spliced from 4 exons. Gene Ontology annotation, cellular component: cytosol; nucleoplasm. Gene Ontology annotation, molecular function: polyubiquitin modification-dependent protein binding; ubiquitin binding; damaged DNA binding.